This is a messenger RNA of Dictyostelium purpureum, 1932 nucleotides long. RefSeq lists its product as uncharacterized. The coding region runs from base 1 to 1932 and encodes 643 amino acids. The record is from RefSeq and is a predicted model, not a curated record. The transcript is spliced from 4 exons. Lineage: Eukaryota; Evosea; Eumycetozoa; Dictyosteliales; Dictyosteliaceae.
AUGUUGCAUAAUCGAACAUCAAAAGGUUUCUAUGUAUAUUUAAAAACUUUACCAAAAAAUAAUAUAAGAAGUUUUGGAAAUACACCAGUAGAUCUACCAUCACAAUCAUCUCCACCUGUAAAUCCGCAAUCAUCUCCACCUGUAAAUCCGCAAUCACCUCCACCUGUAAAUUCAUCUACACAUUUACCUCUUCAAUCAAUUUCAUAUUCAUAUUCAUAUUCUUAUCCAUGUACAUACCCACCUCCACAUACACAAUCACCUCCACAUACACAUCCACCUCAAGAUUUUCCUCCACCCCCACCUCCACAUACACAUACACAUACACAUACAUAUUUUCCUCCACCUCCACCUCCACAUACAUAUUUUCCUCCAACUACACAAUUACCUCCAAAUCCGAAAGCUUACAAUUUCAAUUUCAAAUUUGAUCUUGGUUUAGGAGUUGGUGCAGCUAUUCUUGUUGGUAAAGUUUUAGACAAGUUUUAUAAAGAAGAUGAUACUUUAGAAAAUAUUGAAAAUCAUACAGAUGAAUCCAAUAACGAUAAAGUCGCAAGCUCUACAACAAAAAAAAAAGAAUCAAAUAUUUUACAAAAAAUUUCAAAUUCUAAUGAAAACCAAAUAUUUAGAAAAGCUUUGAAAUUAUUAAAUGAAAAAACUAUCUUGGCUGGCAGUAUCUUAAGGAAAGGAUGCUUAAUUUUCUACAAUGAAAAUACUAAUAAAGAUUUUUUAGAAUUCUGGAGAGACUCUUCAAAAUGGAGUAAAGAAUUUGUUCAACUAAUUAGUGGUCAAGAUUAUUUAGAUUUGAAAGAAAAUGAAUUUAUAGAGUUAUAUAUUUUAAACGUUUAUGAUGUUCAUAAAGAUUCAUUAGAUGUUUCAAUAGAAUAUUUUGAAGUUAUAGUAAAGUUAUCAGAUGAUAAAAAGAUUGAAGAAUUACCAAUUGAUGAUUCAUUAAUAAAGAAAUUCGAGGAUAUUGUGGUAAUUGCACCCGGCACAUUACCAAAUAGUCUCACAACACUCACAUUUGGUGAAGGUUUUAACCAAGUAAUUAAACCCGGCACAUUACCAAAUAGUCUCACAACACUCACAUUUGGUUUAGAUUUUAACCAAGUAAUUAAACCCGGCUCAUUACCAAAUAGUCUCACAACACUCACAUUUGGUUUAGAUUAUAACCAAGUAAUUACACCUGGAUCAUUAUCAAAUAAUCUCACAAAACUCACACUCGGUCUUAAAUUUAACCAAGUAAUUAAACCCGGUACAUUACCAAAUAGUCUCACAAAACUCAAAUUCAAUGAUGAUUUUAACCAAGUAUUUACACCCGGCACAUUACCAAAUAGUCUCACAACACUCACAUUUGGUAAUAGAUUUAACCAAGUAAUUACACCCGGCUCAUUACCAAAUAGUAUCACAACACUCACAUUUAGUAAUAGAUUUAACCAAGUAGUUACAUCCGGCACAUUACCAAAUAGUCUCACAACACUAACAUUUGGACUUGAUUUUAACCAAGUAGUUACACCCGGAACAUUACCAAAUAGUCUUACAACACUCAUAUUCGGCUAUGAUUUUAACCAACCAAUUACACCUGGUACAUUACCAAAUAGUAUCACAACACUCACAUUCUGUCAUAGAUUUAACCAAGUAGUUGCACCUGGCUCAUUACCAAGUAAUCUUACAACACUUACAUUCGGUCAUAGAUUUAAUCAAGUAAUUACACCCGGCUCAUUACCAAAUAGUCUCACAACACUCACAUUCGGUGAUGAUUUUAACCAAGUAAUUAUACCAGGCUCAUUACCAAAUAGUAUCAAAACACUCACAUUCGGUCAUAGAUUUAACCAAGUUGUUUCACCGGGUUCAUUACAAAAUAGUGAUAGCAACCAUUGGUUACCAUCAUCACUUGAAACUUUAAAAAUAGGUGAUAAAUUAGUGUUCGGCAAUUAG